AUGUCGACCAUCUCCAAGUUUGGGGCAGACCCACCCUGCUUCGCUCGGGGGACGACGAGUCCUGCUCGCUCCCACCAGGCCCGCUCUCCCCUGCGCGUCUCCGCUGCAGUCCCAAGCGCGCUCGCUCUCAUCCUGUGCGCUGCGUGUGAAUACUCCCGAGAAAACAGACAGACUUCCCCAAAUGCCCGUCCGGCACCAGCAGCUGCUCCUGCUGCCGCUUUGUGUCUGGCGGCGGCGGCGGCGAAUUACCUGCAGCGCCUUCUAACUCAGAACUGCGAGCCGGCUUUGCAAGCACCACCAGCCGAAGGGGGAAGCGCCUUUUCCAAUCCGCGGCGGGCCGAGAGAGACGGGGGAAGCGGCAAGCAGCUGCGGCGUGGGUGCCACCAUUCCCGCAAGAGCUUCCCCCGCCCGGGGACUGUGGCUUUCCUCGGCAGCCAAGGUCUCGGGCGGGGCGGGCUGCUCGGGGAAGCCGAACUUGGACCCGGCCGCGGCGACAUGCCCCCGCCAAGCAGGAGGGAGCGGCUGCUGGAGUGGAGGCCAAGCCCUGGCAUCAGUCGUUUCCCUUGGCAGGCAGGCCAGGGUCACCCAACCAGAGGAGACCUAGAGAACAUUCCCAGGCAUCUAAUUCAGGAGAGGGACAGCAUCAUCAGUGGCUGUUGCUGGGGUCUCUCUUCUGUUUCUUUUUUAGAUUGUGAGCCCUUUGGGGACAGGGAGCCCUCUUUGUUUGUUUGUUCAUUUAUUUAUAUCUGUGUAAACAGCUUUGGGAACUUAUUGGUUUGAUUUCUAAAGACCGCCCUUCCAAAAAUGGCCACAUUAAAAUAAAACUCAAAUCAAUUAACUGUUAAAAUAAAAAACUGUAAAAACCGACAUAAAACCAUAGUGGAAAACAAUUAAAACAGCUUUAAAAACCCUGGAACACUUGGCCAAACCUUUACAGUUCAAAAACGGUUUUAAAACUUCUGUUGAAAAGCGGUCUAUAAAUAUUGGUUGUACUGUAUGGUCAUUGUACUGUAUUUUACUCCCCUGUCUGUGUAUCUCUGGAUUUCACAAACAUCCUAUAUCACCUGUUCCAGUAAAGUAUGGUAAAAUGGCAGUGGCAAAACACUCAGGA
Molecule: messenger RNA, 1111 nt
Organism: Hemicordylus capensis (graceful crag lizard)
Lineage: Eukaryota; Metazoa; Chordata; Lepidosauria; Squamata; Cordylidae
Product: translation initiation factor IF-2-like
Exons: 3
Coding region: 1-780 (259 amino acids)
Source: RefSeq, a predicted model, not a curated record